Molecule: messenger RNA, 5324 nt
Organism: Beta vulgaris subsp. vulgaris (sugar beet)
Lineage: Eukaryota; Viridiplantae; Streptophyta; Magnoliopsida; Caryophyllales; Amaranthaceae
Product: probable inorganic phosphate transporter 1-3
Exons: 2
Coding region: 717-2315 (532 amino acids)
Biological process (GO): transmembrane transport; phosphate ion transport
Cellular component (GO): membrane
Molecular function (GO): phosphate transmembrane transporter activity
Source: RefSeq, a predicted model, not a curated record
GUAACAUGCAUUUGGACAACUUUGUUAAACCGAUUAUGUGAUUGUGAGAUUCCAAAUAUUCAAGGGGGAACGUGUUAGCAUGUCUUUUCAACUCCUUGUUAUUAUUACUUAUUAGGCUAUUAUCAGAUUCUCACGAUUCUUAUUAAAAUCUUAAUUCUCAAUUGAAAUUGAAGAAAAUUUGGAAUUGGGUCCUAAGAUUAUCUAAAGUUUUCUCUACCUUCAAUUGGGUUCUACAUCUGGAAUAUUCAUCUUCAAACUUGGGAUCUUCAUUCUUCCAUCUACUGAAGAGAUAUUGUAAGGAGGACAAAGAUUUAUCAUGCACAUCUACAGAGUAACAAGUUAUCUACUUGAGGAGAGAGAGUCUUUAUUUAAUUAUCUAGCCUCUUAAUUAUUUCUUUUUUCUAUUUGGUUGUUUUCCCCUUAAGCUUCUUCGAAGAGCUAAGCAUUGACCAGGUCCAAACAAGCUAAGUCUUGUCAUUUCCAAACUUUGCACCGUCAUCAGGUUAUUUUCUUACUUCCACUUUGUCCUAACACCAUUUUUCUACUUCACAAAAAUUAUAUGCUUGAUGUUCAAAACCAAGAUAUAUAAUACAAAUUUAGUUUCUAUUAUUUUCAGGGCGGAUAUCUUGUAGAAUCAACAAAAACAAAAUACUGGACUUUCAAAAAGAAAAACAAAGAAAAAAAAAACAACAAAAGUAAACAACUGACUGUUGAUCAUGUCAAAAGGACAUUUGCAAGUGCUCAAUUCACUAGAUGUGGCAAAAACACAAUGGUACCAUUUUAAAGCCAUUGCAAUAUCUGGCAUGGGCUUCUUCACGAAUGCCUAUAACUUGUUUUGUAUCGCCAUGGUAGAGAGGCUGCUCGGACGCUUGUACUAUACCAAACCCGGCGCAGAAAACCCGGGGGCGUUGCCCAUUAAUGUAUCAGCUGCAGUAUAUGGGUUGGCACUUUUCGGAACCAUGGUUGGCCAACUUUUCUUUGGGUGGCUCGGAGAUAAUAUGGGUCGAAAAAAGGUAUAUGGUAUGACAUUGAUUUUGAUGAUCUUCACUUCCAUAGCCUCAGGACUCUCCUUUGGAGGUAAUGACGUGAGAGGAGUAAUGUCUACUCUCUGUUUUUUUCGCUUUUGGCUUGGGUUUGGCAUUGGAGGAGAAUAUCCUCUUUCGGCCACCAUAAUGUCCGAAUAUGCCAACAAGAACACCCGUGGGACAUUUAUAGCUGCUGUCUUUGCAAUGCAAGGCAUGGGUAUUUUAGGAGCUGGGAUAGUCACACUCAUAAUUUCAGCAGCAUUUGAGAGCUGGUUGAGACCUCCCCCCUACAAUGUAGAUCCUGUGGCCUCUAUUCCACCGGAAUCAGACUACAUAUGGCGACUUGUAUUGAUGUUUGGUGCUAUCCCUGCAGCUUUGACCUACUACUGGCGUAUGCAGAUGCCUGAGACUGCAAGGUACACUGCCUUAGUUGCCAGGAACCCAACACAGGCGGCUCAAGAUAUGUCGAAAAUCCUUAACGUUCAGUUAGAUGCAGAGGAGGAAAGGUUUAACGAAAUGGCAAGAAGUGAGAGGCAGCAAUUUGGUCUAUUCUCAACUGAAUUUGCUCGUCGAUAUGGCACCCGCCUCUUAGGAACCACUAGUACCUGGUUCUUACUCGACAUUGCUUUUUACAGUCAGAACCUUUUUCAAAAAGAUAUCUUCUGCAACAUUGGAUGGAUCCCAGCUGCAAAUGACAUGAAUGCUAUCAGGGAGGUUUAUAAAAUAGCUAGAGCUCAAACUUUGAUCGCGCUGUGUGGAACCGUACCUGGAUACUGGUUCACUGUGGCUUUCAUAGAUGUAAUUGGACGAUGGUGGAUCCAAAUGAUGGGAUUCUUUUUUAUGUCUAUUUUCAUGUUUGCAAUUGCUUUACCCUACGAUCACUGGAAAAAGGAAGAGAAUCAUAUUGGAUUCAUCAUUAUGUAUGGGCUUACGUUCUUCUUUACCAACUUUGGUCCUAACUCCACCACCUACGUCGUGCCUGCAGAGAUAUUUCCCGCUAGGUUGAGGUCUACUUGUCAUGGAAUAUCAGCAGCAGCAGGAAAGGCUGGGGCUAUAGUGGGAGCUUUGGGGUUUGUUUACGCAUCCCAAGACAUAGAUCCGACUUUGAGACAUGAUGGUUAUCCAGCUGGUAUUGGCAAGAAGAUGUCGCUUAUCGUUCUUGGUGUAAUUAGCUUCCUUGGUAUGCUCUGUACUUUCUUAAUACCAGAGCCUAUGGGUAAAUCACUUGAAGAACUUGCUGGAGAAGUUGAAUUUGACGAUGCUAAAUAUGACAAAAGUGUUGGUGCUUGAUUAUUUUUUUUUCAUCCCCUGCUGGUAAAUCACUUACCUUUAUUGUCUUGUUACUUCAAAACUUACUAGUUACUAGAACUGAUUGAUUACUUGUUCUUUCUCUCUCAAAAUUGAUUCAAUUUAUUAUACAUCUUGGUUUUGUUGUUUGUCUCUCAAAUGUCAGCCGCUCUUUAAUUAAUUUAAAGUCUGGUUUUGCUUUUGCUUUAAUUUGUUGAUACUAUAUCAAACUACUCCAACUAUCAACCAAAUAAAAAAGAAUGUAGUUGUAUCUCGUCCACCAAAAACCUAACCCAAAAAAAUCCUAAGAAUUUAAAUCUCAUGAGUCAUAACUGAUAAUAUUAUAUUAUAGAGUGCACACAAUCUUCAAAUCAUCCCCAGAAGCAAACCAUGAAGGAAGAAUCUUGCCAAGAUGUGGCCUAAGAUCCUUAUAUGUACUCCUAAUAGUUCCUUCAAAAACCCCAGUAGUCACCACAACAUCUCUUAAAGAUGGUCGUUUACUCUCUCCAACAACUGACUAACAAUGUAUAUCACCGCACCAGCCAACGACAACAGACUCCUCCUGACCUCGAUCUCCUCUUCCGACGUCUGAACCGCUUCAAACGCUGCCUUCAUUGCACGGUUAUCCAUAUUCCCCAUAUUCGAACAAAACCUCUUAACAAAAUCCGCAGCUCGUACCCUCAUAUUAUUGUUGUUAUCAUAAUUAUUCUUAUUUUUACUAUCUUCCUCGUCCUUGAGAUGGUUCAUGAUAGACGUCUUAGCCUUGCCUACAUCCUUCUCAGUGGUUCCAUUCGCCACGAUGGAACAAACCUCCUUCAACGUUAGAGGGAGGUUCUCUUGCUGGCAAGCCACGAACACGCACGCAGCCACCAUUUUUGUUUAGUUGGUGGACGAGAUACAACUACAUUCUUUUUUAUUUGUUUAUGCAUGCUUUGAAAAAUAUUUGAAAAACUUAAAACACUUUUUGGAUUAGGAAUAGGGCUCUUAAUUGGGUAUGGAGAACCUAAACACUAGUUUCAUCAAUCAUUAAACUCUAUUUGAGCCUAAUCACCUUUUCCUAAUCGCACAGGGAGAAACUAGAAAAACCCCAUAAACCCCCAAUUUUUCCAACACAAUUAUUUUCUCGCUCCUCCUUCUCCCAAGAUUUCGACCCUCUCCCUCCUUAUUUUUCUCUCUCUUCCUCGUCGAUUCCAUCCUGUCGACCGACCACCACCGUCGAUUUUCUUGCCCGGCGCCUUCCUUCCCUCCUCUUCUUACUUUGGUAAUUUCUUCCUCCUCAAGUUAUUUUCAAUGCAAAGUUUUUUAAAAUUUGUUUUAAUAAAGAGUAUGUUUAAAAGUUAUAAUUUGAUGAUUUGAUUGUGAAUCUAAGUUUAUAUAAUUUAUGUAUUGAAGAAAUAAAAAUUCAUAUUUACUUAUUAUGUUUGGAUUGGAUUUUUAUUUAUCAAAGCAUGGAUUUUUAGGGUUUUAAAGAUUGGAAAAUCAUAAUAGUAUGUCAUAGUUUAUGAGAUUGGUUAUUCUUAUGAUUAUAAAUAUGUUUAAGCAGGUUUUAAAAGAGUUUUUAAUAUAUAAUAUGUUGCUGGAAACUUGAAAAGUGUAUUGUUGAUGGAGAUUUGUGAGCUUAAAACUUCGGGUUUUGAGAGUUUUAACACCUAGUAUAGUACUACUAUACUAGGAGGCUUUAAUACUUAAGAUUUAAUGAUGGGAAAGGUUUUUAAACUCUUUUAAGAAGGAUUUAAAGUAUUUUAUUAUUGCUGUAAAUUCAUAAAGGAUUUUUUGUGGAUUUAUACUGGUUGUUUUUGGCAGGGAAUUCUCUUUAGGUGGCUUUUGAGAUUGUGAAAAUGGUCGCCCAAUUUGUCUACACAAGGUACAUAGAUACCUAUGCGUUGAUUGGAUUAAUAUCAUGAUACUAAGGAUAUGAAUUAUGUAGCAUCAUAUUUAGGAACUACUUUGAGUUCAUAUAUGAUUUCUAUUAUGUUAGAUUUGCAUGUUUUAUACCGUUGUGUGAAACAUGUUGAUUAUGAGAUUUAUAUUAUGUUUGUAUGGAAGAUUGAUGCAAACAUAUGCGAUUUGGAUCAUGAUUGAAUCAUGUUGUUCCCUUUUUAUUAUUUCAUUACUUUAUAAGGGCCGAGGGCCUUGGUAAGUUGAUAUUUAUACCUUUGAAAGGUUGGUUGGUUGUUGGCUAGGUUCAACAAAUAAGGAAGAUUGGAUUAAAAUUGGAAUUAGUCUUGGGUUGUUAAGUUGUUUGAUCACUUAUCUAAUCCUAAGAUAUAAGUGGAAGUUUAUUAUUGUUUGAUGAUUGUAUUAUCUGUAUUGCUUGUUAGUCAUAACAAGUAAUAAAUUGUUAAUCAUGUAAAGUGAAAUGUGGACAACAAUAGUUUUAGACUUGUGCACGUCUAAAGUGUUGGACUAGUAGAGAGUUGGAGUACAUGGUGGUAGCCCAUGGCUUUUCCUGGGUCCGGAUUGAUCAUCGUGUCCUAUUUUCAUUUAAAAGGUUCCACGAUAUCGUAGGUCAUGGGAAUACAGAGUCGCAUCCGUAUUUCGUCUUCUAAAGAAAAGGCUUAUUUUUAGUCAAACAACUCGUUCAAUUAACUAUUCCAUUUAAAGUAAUUAAAUUAUGGGUUGUGAAGUUUAAUUCAGUAAAAGUUAUCGGCAAAGUUAUUAUUUACUUUUGCUUAUUAUGUAUUAGUAUCAUGUUAGAAUUGUUUAUUUAUUUGUUAUUAUGUAGUACUCAACUUUGCUAAUUACGUGCUUUUGUGUUAUGUAUGUUGAUCAUGGCUAUGCCUUAUUGAUCCUAUGACGACCCAUUUGGUGAGCAGUCUCUAAGGAUCAAUAGUGCAUUGUCCAUCUACAGGUUUGGAGAUGAUGCAUCAUGGGUUCGGGAUUGGAGAACUUGUGUAGAUUAUUUAUUGUACUUUGAUUUCAUAUUUUUGUAGUUGACUUUGACUAUGGUCAUUGACCUUGACUUUGUUGGUUUGACUUCUUUUGAGUUGACUAAGUUUUAUUUCUAAAGUU